This is a messenger RNA of Desarmillaria tabescens, 300 nucleotides long. RefSeq lists its product as uncharacterized. The transcript is spliced from 3 exons. The record is from RefSeq and is a predicted model, not a curated record. NCBI's taxonomy places the organism in Eukaryota, Fungi, Basidiomycota, Agaricomycetes, Agaricales, Physalacriaceae. Bases 1 to 300 code for a protein of 99 amino acids.
AUGAAAGUUCCUCCCCAUGCGAUAGCACACGUUUCGCUUUUGACAGGGGAUGGCGACACUGAUAGUGAACAUGUCCUUGUUCGAGACGGGCAUGUUCUGCGCGUAUUCGCUCCAAAAUGGCACAUCGUUGGUCAACAUAAGUCAGAGCAUGAGCUUGAAGUCGACCACUUUGUCGGCCUAAUCGAAAUUCUUAUCAGCAUUAUUGAUUUCGAGCGAAGCUCAACGGCUUUUUCGGUCCGUCGAAGGAAUGGACAUUGUCUGGUACCAACACCGUUACGACCCACAACUUUUAAACUUUGA